Molecule: messenger RNA, 1837 nt
Organism: Musca vetustissima
Lineage: Eukaryota; Metazoa; Arthropoda; Insecta; Diptera; Muscidae
Product: probable phosphorylase b kinase regulatory subunit alpha
Exons: 4
Biological process (GO): glycogen metabolic process
Cellular component (GO): phosphorylase kinase complex
Molecular function (GO): calmodulin binding
Source: RefSeq, a predicted model, not a curated record
CAAUAUGCGUUCGCGCAGCAAUUCAGGCGUACGCCUGGACUAUUACCAGCGCGUGGUGCAUCGCCUGAUUAUGUCCCAUCAGGAACCAGUCACCGGAUUGUUUCCAGCAUCCAAUGUAAAUUCACAUGCUUGGAUCAGAGACAAUGUCUAUUGCAUCUUGGCCGUGUGGGGUCUUUCAAUGGCCUAUAAGAAAAUUGCCGAUCAGGAUGAAGAUCGUGCCAAAUGCUAUGAACUGGAACAGAGCUGUGUUAAGCUAAUGCGUGGUCUCCUCAUGGCCAUGAUGAAUCAGAAGGAUAAAGUUGAAAAAUUCAAAAUGACCCAGAAUCCAUUGGAUUCGCUACAUGCCAAAUACUCCAGCACAAAUGGUCAACCUGUUGUUGGCGACGCCGAAUGGGGUCAUUUGCAAAUCGAUGCUGUCUCUUUGUAUCUUUUGAUUUUGGCCCAAAUGACUGCCUCCGGCCUGCAAAUUGUCUUCUCAUUGGACGAAGUGUCCUUUAUACAAAAUUUAGUAUUUUACAUUGAAUCGGCCUAUUGCAUCCCCGAUUAUGGCAUAUGGGAGCGGGGUGAUAAAACAAAUCACGGUGAACCUGAACUCAAUGCCAGUUCUAUUGGUAUGGCUAAGGCUGCUCUGGAGGCAAUGAACGAGUUGGAUUUAUUUGGUGCUCGUGGUGGUCCCGCCAGUGUAAUACAUGUCCUCGCCGAUGAGGCCCACAAAUGUCAGGCUGUAUUGCAAUCAAUGUUGCCACGUGAAUCGAAUAGUAAAGAAUUGGAUUCGGGUCUUUUGUGCGUAAUCGGAUUUCCCGCAUUUGCUGUCGAUGAUCCACAAUUGAUACGCAAUACCAAAGAUGCUAUUCUGCAACGUUUACAGGGUAAAUAUGGUUGCAAACGUUUUUUGCGGGAUGGUUAUCGUACACCGAAAGAGGAUCCAAGCCGUUUGUACUAUGAACGUUGGGAGCUGCGCAUGUUCGAGAAUAUUGAAUGUGAAUGGCCGUUGUUUUAUUGUUAUUUGAUAUUGUUUCAUGCAUUUCAAAACGAUAAAAUGUCUGUUAAGGAGUAUGCAGAUCGGUUGGAGCAAAUCAUGGUACGUGGCGAUGAUGGUAUACUUCUAAUACCCGAAAGUUAUGCUGUGCCACCAGAUGCUGUCUCGCAAGAAUAUAAACAUCCCGGUUCGGCACCCAGAGAAGUUGUUGGCCGUUGUCCAUUUUUAUGGGGUCAAUCGUUGUUUAUAUUGGGACGACUAUUGCAAGAGGGCUUUUUAGCUGUUGGUGAAUUAGAUCCGCUGAAUCGUCGUUUGGGUGCCCAAAAGAAACCCGAUGUUGUUGUACAGGUGGUCAUUAUUGCCGAAGACAAUGAAAUUCGUGAUAAAUUGGCGGAAUCGGAUUUGCAUGUACAGACCAUUGCUGAGGUUGCACCCAUUGAAGUGCAACCCGCUCGUGUUCUCAGUCAUUUGUACACGUAUUUGGGUAGAAAUCGUAAAUUGGGUUUAACCGGACGUAAAUCACGUGAUGUGGGUAUAUUGAGUACAAGUAAAUUGUAUUCAUUGAAAGAUAGAAUAUUUGCCUUUACACCUCAGCAUAUCGAUUAUGAAGAAUAUUAUACUACACGAGAUCCUGACUUGCUUGCAAGUAAUUUCACCACCAAUUUAGCUUUCCUAACAAAUAAUUGGCGUCAUAUGUUAGGAAGACCUACCAUAACUUUAAUGGCAACACAUUAUAUGCUAGGUAAUUACUAUCCACGAAACAUUACUAUCCACGAAGCAUUUACAUACUAUACACAUACACUACACACACUCACACCUAUUGCCAUACUUACACUAAUAACCACAACAUUUACAUAU